Molecule: messenger RNA, 648 nt
Organism: Micromonas commoda
Lineage: Eukaryota; Viridiplantae; Chlorophyta; Mamiellophyceae; Mamiellales; Mamiellaceae
Exons: 1
Coding region: 1-648 (215 amino acids)
Molecular function (GO): acyltransferase activity, transferring groups other than amino-acyl groups
Source: RefSeq, a predicted model, not a curated record
AUGGAGCCUCACCCGGCCAUGGAAUGGACCGCCUCGAAGCCGCCGCUCGACGGCGUGUCCAUCGAGCCCCUGAGCGACGCCACCCUCGAGGGCGCGCGCGCCGUCUGGAACGAUUUCGUGCGGCGCAGCAACAAGCGGUUCCUCUUCGGGUGCUGCCCCGCGUGUGACGAGUCCGCGCGGCAGUUCGCGAGACCGUUCGAGGCGGACCCGAGCAGGCUGCGCACCGCCGCGGUGGCCGUGCGCCGCGCCGACGGCAAUGUGAUCGGCGCCGUCGUGUGCACGACGCACGGGCAGAUGCGCACGGAGGAGGAACGCUCCGUGGCGCCCGACCCAAAACCGGGGGCGUCCCACGUCGAGUGGAUCGCGGUGCUGCCGGAGGCGCGAGGCGGUGGGAUCGGCGCCGCGCUGCUGACGCACGCGUUCAGCGCGGUGAAGCAAGAUCCGUGGAACGCGAGGUCGAUCGACCUCGGGGUGGUUGGGGGGAACAGGGCCAAACGUCUGUACGAACGACUGGGGUUCGAGCGGGUCGGGCCGAACGACCCAAUCGAGAAAUGCAUCGCCGGGUGCGUGAUAUGCUUCUUCAUGGGAUGCCCGAACCGCGACCCGUGCGCCGGGUUCACGUACAGCGACAUGGUGAAGGCGCUGUGA